AUGCCGAACAUGAAACUCCUCGCCCUCGCUCUUCUCGCUCUUUCCGUCGCCUACGUCUUCUCCGACAACACGGGGGGCGCCGGGACCGCCUACAACAACGUGGCGGCCGGAAAUGUCAGCUCGGUCGCCGCACUCGAGGGCCAGAAGUUCUGUCCGGGUCCGGGCAAAAAUGGAACCGAUUGCGGCGAGGGAUCUUUCGCGCAUUACUACGAUUGCUGCGGGAACAACAACGCCGAGUGCUGCUUCGCUUUGCAGGUGAGUACGGUUGGCUCGGGGGCGUCCGCAAUCUGUCGUCAUUUCAGAUGUGGGUGUACAUUGUGCUCGGCGUCAUCGUUCUCAUCUCGAUCAUCUCGACAGUCGUCGGAAUUGUCUGCUGCUGCUGCAAGAAGUAG
Messenger RNA from Caenorhabditis sp. 36 PRJEB53466, 392 nucleotides. The record is from the annotation of a GenBank genome assembly. NCBI's taxonomy places the organism in Eukaryota, Metazoa, Nematoda, Chromadorea, Rhabditida, Rhabditidae.